AUGAAAGCUCCAAUUCGACCAUGUCUUCGCUGCAUCUCCAGCGGACCACUUCGAACACCACAAGCAGCGACGGCGACAGCAGCUCUCCAACUGUUCCUCUCCACAGCGUAUACACCGGCAACGACAACACGAUGCAUCUCACCAGCCACAAGCCGCCGGCCCUUCUCCGUCCUCAACCGCCCGCCCCCUAACUACCCCGGCCACAUCCCCCUCACGCGAAUCGAGCGCGCCGCCCUAGCCGUCGGCUCGGGCGUGAUCUCGUUUUUCGACCCUCGCCGGGGCGACCUGAUCGCAGCCCUCGGCGAAGCAACAGCGACGCCGUACUUCAUCCACCGGCUGCACGCGGCCAUGCUCGCCUCGCCCACGGGACGGCGCAUCCUGCGCGAGCGCCCGCGCAUAACCUCGACCUCGCUCGACCUACCACGCCUGCGGGCGCUACCAGCCAACACCGUGGGAGGCACGUACGUGGCGUGGCUAGACCGCGAGGGCGUGUCGCCCGACACGCGCGCCGGCGUGCGGUACAUCGACGACGAGGAGUGCGCGUACGUGAUGCAGCGGUACCGCGAGUCGCACGACUUCUACCACGCGCUGACGGGCCUGCCGGUGGUGCGCGAAGGCGAGGUCGCGCUGAAGGCGUUUGAGUUCGCCAACACGCUGCUGCCCAUGACGGGGCUGUCGGUGUUCGCCGUGGCGACGCUGAAGCCGGCGGAGCGGAGGAGGUUCUGGGAUGUCUAUGGGCCGUGGGCCGUGCGCAAUGGGCUGAAGAGCGGGGAGGUCAUCAAUAUCUACUGGGAGGAGGAGAUGGAGACGGAUGUUGAUGAGUUGAGGGCGCGGCUGGGCAUUGAGACGCCGCCGGAUCUGCGCGAUAUACGCAAGAGGGAGCGCAUGGAGAGGAAGAGGGCUAAGGAGGCUGCCGCUGCCCAGGAAGUUGCUAGCUGA
This is a messenger RNA of Anthostomella pinea, 939 nucleotides long. Lineage: Eukaryota; Fungi; Ascomycota; Sordariomycetes; Xylariales; Xylariaceae. The record is from the annotation of a GenBank genome assembly.